Molecule: messenger RNA, 698 nt
Organism: Rubroshorea leprosula
Lineage: Eukaryota; Viridiplantae; Streptophyta; Magnoliopsida; Malvales; Dipterocarpaceae
Source: the annotation of a GenBank genome assembly
AUGAUGACGGCUCCUUGCAACCGACAACGUUAAUUAAGCACUGAAGCUGCUGAGAAGAGAAUGCCUUGGUUUCCACUCUCCACUUUUCUUUGGAUUAUUAACCGGCCUUAGAGAAGAUGCCCUCUAGAUUUGAUCAUUUCAAUUGUCGGAAUCUCCAUUUGAAUUCCAAAGGUUCUUCCUUCUCCAUUUCCCCAAAGUUCCCACAGUUUUUAUCUCAAGAUAUGGAUGAUAAAAGACUCACAUACACAUUGGAUGAAGCACUUGAUGCCGCUGGAUUUGGGAAAUUCCAAGUCCUUGUGCUUUCUUAUGCUGGACUUGAUUGGUUUGCAGAAGCAAUGGAGGUUAUGAUUCUAUCUUUUAUAGGACCAGCAGUUAAGUCAGAAUGGAAUCUCUCAUGAACUGAGGAGAGCCUCUUAACAAGUGUUGUUUUUGCUGGAGUGCUUAUUGGAGCAUAUUCAUGGGGCCUUAUAUCAGCUAACUGUGGAAGGAAGCAAGCCCCUUAUCCCUAUUUUCUUCUAAUACAUUUCUAUGACCUAUUUCUAAUGUCCUUUGAUUAAUUAUCUAUCAAAUUGCAGACUAUGGAUUAUAGGGUUAAAGCCAACUAUAGUCAUCAUACUUUGUGAAAAUGUUCAUUACCAUAAGGAAAUGUUCAAUGUUGUCCCUCUACUUUCUUUACAGCAUAAAUAUCAUCCUUCUAC